This is a messenger RNA of Prunus armeniaca (apricot), 1608 nucleotides long. The record is from the annotation of a GenBank genome assembly. Lineage: Eukaryota; Viridiplantae; Streptophyta; Magnoliopsida; Rosales; Rosaceae.
AUGGCACAACCAAGCCUCUCUCACUUCUCAUCCUUCCUUUUGAUUCUUCUUGUCUUUGCAUUGCCACUUGGGCAACAAACAGCUGCAGGACAUGGACUCUCAAUCAAGGAAGCCACCAUAGACGAUCUCCAACUAGCUUUCAAGCACAGCAAGCUCACCUCAAGGCAACUUGUCCAGUUUUACCUUGGGGAAAUCAGCAAGCUCAACCCUUUCCUCAAGGGGGUCAUAGAAGUGAACCCGGACGCGCUUUAUCUUGCGGACAAGGCUGACUACGAGCGCAAGACUAAAGCACCAUCUGUGUCACUCUCUAAGUUACAUGGCAUUCCCAUUCUGGUCAAGGACAACAUUGCAACCAAGGACAAGUUGAACACCACAGCUGGCUCUUAUGCUCUGCUUGGCUCAGUUGUGCCCCGGGACGCCGGCGUGGUGACCAAGUUGAGGAAGGCUGGGGCUAUCAUACUGGGAAAGGCCAGCUUGAGUGAGUGGUCCUAUUGGAGGUCCAAUGAUGCACCUUCUGGUUGGAGUGGCAGAGGUGGCCAAGGGGUGAACCCUUACAAUUUCAACGCGACGCCAAGCGGCUCAAGUAGCGGGUCGGCAAUAUCAGCGGCAGCAAAUCUGGCAACAGUGACACUUGGGAGUGAAACAGACGGGUCAAUCUUAAGUCCAUCCAGUCGGAACUCAGUGGUGGGCAUCAAACCAACAAUUGGCCUUACAAGUCGAGCAGGGGUUGUUCCAAUCUCUCCAAGACAGGACACGGUCGGGCCAAUUGCUAGGACAGUAUCAGAUGCCGCAUAUGUUCUUGAUGUCAUUGCAGGCAUUGACAGCAAUGACCUUGCAACAAUUGAGGCAUCGAGGUACAUUCCCAAGGGCGGCUAUGCACAAUUUCUCAGACCUGAUGGACUUAGAGGUAAGAGAAUAGGGAUAGUGAGAGCCUUGUUCAACUUCGGCGGUGACGCUUCGUUGACUCGAACUUUUGAACAGCAUUUCAAAACUCUGAGGAAAAGAGGUGCUGUUUUGGUAGACAAUUUGGAAAUAGCACAUUUUGAUGAAAUCUACUAUAAUUCAAGUAGUGAAAGCAUUGCAUUGUCUGCUGAGUUCAAAAUUUACUUGAACACAUACCUCAAGAACUUGGUGGCUUCGCCGGUUCGAUCCUUGGCAGAUGUGAUAGCCUUCAACAAUAAAAACUCAAAACUGGAGAAAUUGAAGGAGUAUGGCCAAGGCCGACUCUUAGAAGCUGAAGCAACAAAUGGGAUUGGCAAUGCAGAGACGGCAGCGCUGGUAAACUUGGCAAAGCUAUCCAAAAAUGGUUUCGAGAAGCUCAUGACGAAGAAGAGGCUAGACGCAGUAGUGGCUCCAUCUGCAGCCGUGUCGACGUUGCUCGCCAUAGCAGGUUCCCCAGGUGUGGUUGUCCCAGCAGGAUAUAAUAAAGAUGGGGUACCGUUUGGCAUCUCCUUUGGCGGGCUGAGGGGUUCGGAGCCAAAGCUAAUUGAGAUAGCAUACGGCUUUGAGCAAGCCACUAAGAUUAGAAAGCCUCCUUCACUUAAAAAACUUCAAGAUUUACAGCCCCAUUUUAUUGGGGUAUUGAAGCAAAUGGGUGUACUAUUGUAG